AAAACAAUAGACAAUGUACGAGAUCGAAGCAUCGGCUGUCAGAAUUCGCGCCGUGGAAGAGUAAUGGCUCUACAAAUAGCUCCUUUCUAUAAAUACGCAGUGUUCAGUUACUCGCGAGACGGCUCGGUUACCUGAGUCCGUGCUGUAGUUACAUUGUACCCAACAUGACUGCUCCGGCCGCGCGGUACGAAGUACAAACUUGUGAAAAACUCGGCAGAUACUUAGUAGCGGCAAAAGAUUUGAAAGCGGGUGAGACGAUCCUGUCAGAUGAGCCGUUUGUCUUGGGGCCCAACAGCGAGUCGUCGCUCGUUUGUUUCAACUGCUACUUGCCUCUGAUGAGCAAGUUCGUCGUCUGCAAGAAAUGUGCGGUUGCACCCGUAUGUCCCGGCGAAGGGUGCCCGGAAAAUCUUCAUAAAAAAUGGCAUUCCGACAUGGAAUGCGAUUUUUUCAGAAGUAUUAAACUGACCAAUGGCCUCCAUCCGAUGACGCUGGUGCAAAACGUAGGAUCCCUACUGGUACUGCGCGCUUUUAUAAAGAGAACUGUUGAAGCUCAAGCAUGGAAGGAGUUCAUGCAGCUAGAAACGCAUUUGGAAGAACGGAAGGGCACUAGAGUCUGGGAGUUUUCGGAAGACACUGUCAAGUUCAUCCAAUCUCUAAGUAUCAUGGACGACAUACCAGACAGUGAAUUAAUUCAGAAGAUUUGCGCAGCCAUUGACGUGAACAGUUUCGAAGUCCGCGGCCCGGCGGUGCCUGCGCUUGGUUGCGCUGAAAUUUUGCGCGGGGUCUACUUGAAAGCGGCCCUGUUGGCCCAUGACUGUGUGGGAAACACGCAUAUGUCUAUAAAUGAUAAUAAUUUGUUGGUGUGCCAUGCUAGCACUGAUAUCAAGAAAGGAGAACCUAUAUUUUAUAAUUAUACUGAUCCUUUGAAGGGCACGUCAAUACGUCAACAGCACUUAUUAAUCGGCAAGUACUUCAAGUGCACCUGCAGCCGAUGCUCAGAUGUCACGGAGAUCGGGACCUACAUGAGCUCCGUCAUUUGUCCAGAGUGUAAGACUGGUUAUGUUUCUCACACUACUCCUGAGGAGUGGAGUUGUAACAACUGCGCGAAAACCUUCCCCGAAAACAAUAUGGCGUUCAAAGUUCAGUGCUGUGUGGAUAAGUUUGGAGUUAUAAACAAAAAAGACGAAAAGGAACUUGAAGAAUACAUAAGAAACGUUUCCCUGAUUCUUGCUCCCAACCACUAUUUGCUACUAGAGGCUAAACAACGUUUAGCAGGAGUACUGAGAGACACGAUAAAUAGAGAACCGAGGCCCACUAAGAAACUCAUGAGACGCAAGAUGGAAUUAUGCAAGGAAAUACUACCAGUCAUUGAAACAUUAUGCCCUGGAAUUUCUAGGACCAAAGCAAUCACACUCUAUGAACUGCAUGCUGCGAUGGUACAGCUAGCAAAAAAACUUUUUGAUGGGCGCGAAAUCUCUGGCUCAGCAUAUAUGGAUGAAUUAAUGUCUGCUGAGAAACUUUUAAAACGGUCUUUGGAAAUGCUGUUUAUCGAGCCAGGGAAUUCGCCAGAAGGUGAACUUUGUGCGAAGGCACUCGAAGAGUACAGAGCGUUGAAGGCAACGAUGAGCGGUGUUUUAGAUGCGUUACAUUCUGAAGGAAAGUCUUAUGUUUGUGCUACAGAUGCAAAUCGUCCCGAACCUAAAUAAAUGUAACAUG
This is a messenger RNA of Helicoverpa armigera (cotton bollworm), 1716 nucleotides long. RefSeq names its product SET domain-containing protein SmydA-8. Gene Ontology annotation, molecular function: protein binding. Bases 165 to 1706 code for a protein of 513 amino acids. The record is from RefSeq and is a predicted model, not a curated record. The transcript is spliced from 8 exons. Lineage: Eukaryota; Metazoa; Arthropoda; Insecta; Lepidoptera; Noctuidae.